GGGAGGGGAUGGAGAUUAGGAACGAUAUCAGUCCGAGGGUUUGGAGUAAACUUAGUAUAUGUGCCUAGGUAAGUAUUCUGAUUAUGUAGUAGCUUUCUAUAUAAUGCUUCAUGCUCCACCAAAUCUGUGCUUACGGUAAUCAUUUCGAUUGUAUGUUUGAUAAAUCGUCUUCGCGAAGCGUGAAUACAAGCAUGACGGCCGAGGAAACCAUUCCAAAGGACACCAACUCGGAACUAUGGCGAACGUUGGUUGCCAAAAAACAGAUAGGAAUUGAACAACAAAUUCCAGCCGACUGGCGCUUGCCUAAGGAGUUCAACGACUCUCUAUUCGAAGAGAAAAAGACUGCCGGAAUAAACCUUAUUGCAGCAGAUAUCCCCCGCAGAAGUGGUUUACUGUCUGAAUCCGAGCUUGACAUUACCGAAAACUACACGGCUACUGCCCUUUUGGAGCUGCUUGCGUCGGGGAAGUUCAGUUCGGUGGAAGUAACCACAGCGUUUUGUAAAAGGGCGGCGAUUGCGCAGCAAUUGAUAUCGUGCUUGACCGAAACAUGCUUCCCUAAGGCGAUCGAACGAGCUGCAUUCUUGGACGAAUACUUGGCCAAAACUGGAAAGCCUUUUGGGCCUCUGCAUGGAUUGCCAAUUAGUGUGAAAGACAGCUUCAAGGUCAAAGGAUUGCAGUCUACGAUAGGUUACGUUUCGUUUUUGACGCAUCCUGCCGAGACCUCGAACUCUCCUUUGAUUGAUAUUCUGUUGAACCUCGGAGCCGUCAUUUAUGUUAAAACGAACAUCCCUCAAACGAUGAUGACAGGAGACUCAGAAAACAACAUUUUUGGGCGUACCUUGAAUCCCCAUUCUACAAGUUUGACUGCAGGAGGUUCCAGUGGUGGCGAAGGUGCACUAGUUGCAUUCAGAGGCUCUAUUCUUGGAGUAGGGACUGAUGUCGCAGGCUCGAUCCGAAUUCCAUCGUUGUGUUGCGGCGUGUACGGAUUCAAACCAACUGCUGACCGUAUUCCAUUCGGAGACUCAAAGUCGGAAUUAGCAACGGGAUAUCCGGGCAUUGUUGCAUCAGCAGGACCUUUGGCGCAUAACCUAGAAGAUAUAAAGAUAAUCAUGGACACCGUGCUAAGCGCACAUCCGGAGGACCUUGACGUGACAGCUAUUGGUGCUCCAUGGAGCUACCGAUUCGAAAAGACCGGACAAGAAAAGUUGACGAUUGGGGUGCUAUGGGAAGAUCCUUCCUUUCCUCUCCAUCCACCUGUUCGCCGCAAUCUUGAAUCAGCCAUAUCGGCUUUGCAGAAAAAGGGCCAUAAAAUCGUCCGGCUGAUUGCAACAGAAAGCUGUAGUGUAGCUUAUGGCAAUCGUCUUGCAUUUCAGUACUUUACUUACGUCCCGCAAAAAGAUCACAUUGCAGCUAGUGGAGAGCCCCCUAUCACCUCAGUGGCUAAGAGGUCGCAUCCUAUGUACACUGGUCCUCCCCCUGUUGACCCUGAACUGGACUUUGGGAACAAGCUAGCUGCGCUGGCUAGAGCAAGAUUUCGAUAUAUGGAGUCCUGGAGGCAGCUAUGGGUCGAUAAUCAUCUUGAUGCUAUUCUCACACCUGGAGCACAGAAUACUGCCGUACCGCACGACACAUAUGGCUGGCCACCAUAUACACUGGUGUGGAAUGUCCUUGACUACCCUGCUUGCAUUAUCCCUUACGGAGAGGCAUCUAAAGAGCUGGACCCGGAACCGAUGACUAUAAAUGACGGCGUUCAGCCAUCUUAUAAUCCGGAAGCUGUCGAUGGUGCACCGUGUGCUCUACAAGUCAUCACUCGAAGAUUCCAGGACGAGAUGUGUUUGUAUGUCUCAGAGAUUAUAGAUAGAGAUAUAAAAGAUAGUUCUUGAGAGAUAUUUUAUUCGGAUGCUGCAAGAAAGCAAGAAUAUGCGCUUGGGAUGCGAUAUCAAUCAGUCCAUGGAUGUGACUGCGACGCUGAGACGCCAGUGGCUUUGUUGGGAUCAAUUAUUGUAUCUGUUAUCUGAUACCGGAUAUUCCAUUUGUACUUCAGCACCAUUUUAAUUAGUUAACUUA
Messenger RNA from Talaromyces stipitatus ATCC 10500, 2067 nucleotides. RefSeq names its product general amidase GmdB. The record is from RefSeq and is a predicted model, not a curated record. Bases 111 to 1883 code for a protein of 590 amino acids. Lineage: Eukaryota; Fungi; Ascomycota; Eurotiomycetes; Eurotiales; Trichocomaceae. The transcript is spliced from 5 exons.